CGUCCCCUCCGCUCCGCUCCGCUCCACGCCCGCCCCAGCCCGGCGAACAGAGGAGAGGGGAGCGAUCGGAGCCAGAGGGAGGCCGCGGAGGUUCUGGGGUCGCCGCCUUCGCUGCUGAUCGAUUCUCCGGCUUGUUCCUGCGCCUUCUCAUCGCACCCCUUGCGGAUUUUCUCCCACUUCUUCAAUUCCAAUGGAACAUAGCUCUUCAGAAGAUUCAGACAUUAGCGAUUCGGAUAUUGUUGAACACAAGGAGAAGAUCUAUGCCCAACUGCGAGCCGGAAAAUUGAAAGUAAAGUAUGGCGAGAGUGCCUUUCGGUGCCCUUUCUGCCCUGGGAAGAAGAAGCAGGACUAUAACCUGAAGGAUCUACUGCAGCAUGCCACAGGAAUAGGAGCUGCUCCUAAGCGCAGUGCCAAGGUGAAGGCAACACACCUAGGGCUUGCUAUGUUCUUAGAGAAGGAUACAGCCAGCUCGUUGGAGAAACCAUUGCAAAUUGUGGUCUGCAAGCCAAAAGCGACAAAGGGUGAAGAAGAGGUUUUUGUAUGGCCAUGGAUGGGCAUUGUGGUUAACUUACACUAUGAGUUGAAGGGUGAAGCAUUUUCAAGGGAAAGUGAAGAAAGGCUAAGAGCACAGCUGUCACGGUUCAGACCACUCCAAGUCACAAUUCUUGGGGAUGACAAGGACCAGGCAUUUUGUGCCAUUGUCAAGUUUGCUAAGGACUGGGGUGGAUUAAAGGAUGCAUUGGCUUUUGAAAAGCAUUUCGUACUCGAGCAGUAUGGCAAGACAGAUUGGAACAAAAUAAAUUGCAGAAAGGACGAUAUUUAUGGAUGGCUUGCAAGAUCUGAUGAUUAUAACACUCUGGGGCCAAUUGGGCAGCAUCUAAGAGAACAUGGAGAUCUUAAAAGUGUUGGUGACCUGGAACGUGAGGGGACCCAAAAAAUUGACAUGCGUGUAGCUCAUUAUGCUCGCCAAAUCGAGGUAACAAACAAGCACAUGAGUGAAUUGGAGCUGAAGAACAAUCAAAAUGCCAUGAAACUUAAUAGGAUGAUGGAAGAGAAAGAUCGAUUGGUUGAAGAGCACAAUGAAAAGAUAAGAAAGAUGCAGAAAGCUGCUUGCCGAAGUUCUAGGAAAAUAAUUGACGAAAAUAUUAGAUUGUAUGGAGAACUGGAGACUAAGAAAAAGGAAAUUGACAGGAAAGGUAAGCAACUUGAAAAAUUGGCCACGAAAAGCAAUACUGACAGAGAAAAGCUUGAAGCGGCAAAAGAAGAGAAUGCAAAGGAGAACAUGCUUCUUAAUUUAGCAACUCAAAAGAAAAAGGAAGAAGAUGAGAAGCUCAUGCGACUUGUUAAGAAACAUGAGCAAGAGAAAGAAGAUGCUUUGAAGAAGCUAUGUAAUUUACAAAUGCAGUUGGCUUCCAAACAAAAACUUGAACUGGAAAUAGAACAGUUGAAGGGGAAUUUAGAGGUGAUGAAGCAUAUGGUGGACGAAGAUAAGAAUUUGAAGGAGAAGCUCGAUAAGUUGCUUGAAACACUAGAAGAGAAAAAUGACGAAAUGGAGAAUAUUGAUUCUCUUAAUCAGACCCUUAUUAUUAAGGAACGAAGAACCAAUGAUGAGUUGGAAGAAGCUAAGAAAGAACUGACAAGUGGCCUACAAAAGAUGUCUGCAGUUCGAUCCCUUAUCGGUGUCAAAAGAAUGGGUGAGCUCGACCACAAAGCUUUCGUUGCUGCUUGCAAAGAGAAAAUAACAGAUGCAAAGGAGUUGGCACUUGUGUGCUCAAAAUGGGAGGAUGAGAUCAGGCAACCAGAUUGGCAUCCUUUCAAAGUCAUCGAUGUUGAUGGAGUUGCAAAGGAAAUAAUUAAGGAGGAUGACGAGAAGCUGCAAGCUUUGAAGGCUGAACUGGGUGAGAAGGCACACGAUGUUGUUGUGAGGGCUCUCCGUGAGAUUAACGAAUACAAUCCCAGCGGUAGGUACCCCUUGCCCGAGCUGUGGAACUUCAAGGACGACAGGAAGGCACCAAUGGGCGAGGUAGCAGCGUACAUAGUGAAGCAGUGGAAGACGAACAAGAGGAAGAACACCUACACCUGAUGACUGAGACCUGGAUUGGCCUUGCUAGACCAUGUGGAGCCAUUAGUGUCUUCAUGUCCCUGACCUCUUAGCUGAAACAUUCUGUGAUGUACUUAAUUUGUUCCGUCUUUUGGGACGAUUAGCUAGAUCCAUUCUAAAACAGUAAUCCCUCCCUGAGCUCCCUGUUCUCUUCUUUAUUCGGACCAUCAACUGUGCUUUGCAAAAUGCGACAUAUGUUGAUUUAGUUCUUAUUCUGCUGCUACAUAAGUCGAUUUCUUGCCUUUUC
Setaria italica (foxtail millet) is the source of this 2348-nucleotide messenger RNA. Its product is annotated as factor of DNA methylation 1. The coding region runs from base 191 to 2083 and encodes 630 amino acids. The transcript has 8 exons. Lineage: Eukaryota; Viridiplantae; Streptophyta; Magnoliopsida; Poales; Poaceae. The record is from RefSeq and is a predicted model, not a curated record. Gene Ontology annotation, biological process: gene silencing by siRNA-directed DNA methylation.